Messenger RNA from Scomber scombrus (Atlantic mackerel), 2933 nucleotides. RefSeq names its product cathepsin C (gene ctsc). Lineage: Eukaryota; Metazoa; Chordata; Actinopteri; Scombriformes; Scombridae. The transcript is spliced from 8 exons. Gene Ontology annotation, cellular component: lysosome. The record is from RefSeq and is a predicted model, not a curated record. The coding region runs from base 144 to 1511 and encodes 455 amino acids. Gene Ontology annotation, molecular function: cysteine-type endopeptidase activity.
UAAAUAGCGGGCAGAGGGGAAACAGUGAAGUUAAAGUGGACAAGCUGGGGUCAAAGUUUUAGGCCUUUUUUGGGGAUGCUAUAAAAGCUGGGUGUGUAACUCUCAAAGUGUGUGUAGGUAAAGUAAGCCAUCUGUGGAUCAAGAUGAGGCUGAGCGGCGUGCUGGUGUGUGUGUUAUUCAUUUGGGUUGAAGGGUCCUGGGCUGACACACCUGCCAACUGCACCUACGAGGAUCUUCAGGGGACCUGGGUGUUUCAGGUGUCCAAAGGUGGGCACGACAAGACCAUCGACUGCUCAACUCAAGCCACAGAUGCGAGCACGGUGACGGUGACCCUGCAGACACUAUCUGUAGCCACAGAUGAGUUGGGGAACACUGGCUUCUUCACCCUCAUCUACAACCAGGGCUUUGAAGUGGUCAUCAAUGGGUACAAAUGGUUCGCCUUCUUCAAGUAUACUCAGGAUGGCGAGAAGGUUACCAGCUAUUGUGACCAGACCCUGACAGGGUGGGUCCAUGAUGUCCUGGGAAACAACUGGGCCUGUUUCGUUGGGAAGAGAGCGACACCAGUAGCACCCCGAACUGACUACAAACCAGUCUACAACAGCAGGCUGCUCCAGACGACAUACAAACACAACCUGGACAUCAUUGACUCCAUCAACUCAGUUCAGAGCUCCUGGAAAGCUGUGCCUUACCCAGAGCAUGAAAAGUACACUAUGCAGGAGCUGCACCAAAGAGCAGGAGGGCCUGGCUCUCGUAUUCCCAGGCGCGUUCGCCCUAUGCCUGUGAAAGCUGAAGUAGCCAAGAUGGCAGCAGCUCUACCGGAGCGCUGGGACUGGAGAAACAUGGAUGGUGUCAACUUCGUCAGCCCUGUGCGAAACCAAGCAUCAUGUGGUAGCUGCUACUCCUUUGCCUCCAUGGGAAUGCUUGAGGCUCGUGUCCGAAUCCUCACUAACAACACCGAGGCUCCUGUCCUCAGCCCACAACAGGUGGUCUCCUGUUCUGAAUAUUCUCAAGGUUGCGAUGGUGGGUUCCCGUACCUGAUUGGGAAGUACAUCCAGGAUUUCGGCAUUGUGGAUGAGUCAUGCUUUCCAUAUAUUGCAAAGGACUCUCCGUGUGGCAUUCCUAAAAACUGCGGCCGCAUUUACGCCGCAGAAUACAACUACGUGGGUGGUUUUUAUGGCGGCUGCAGUGAGAGCGCCAUGAUGUUGGAGCUGGUCAAGAAUGGACCCAUGGCAGUGGCCUUUGAGGUAUAUCCUGACUUCAUGCACUACAAGGAGGGAAUCUACCACCACACAGGCCUUGGUGACCCCUUCAAUCCCUUUGAGCUGACCAACCACGCUGUGCUGCUGGUGGGGUACGGCCGCUGCCACAUGACCGGACAGAAGUACUGGAUUGUCAAGAACAGCUGGGGUACCACCUGGGGCGAGGAUGGCUACUUCCGAAUCCGCCGUGGAAGUGACGAAUGUGCCAUUGAGAGCAUUGCAGUUGCAGCCAAACCCAUCCCCAAACUGUAGAGGUUGUAAACUCAGGAUAGGAGGGAGAGGAGAUCAGCUGAAUGAGUCUCAAUGCAAUGCAGAUUAAGUUUUUUGUUGUUUCUUUUUGCCCAACUUAGUUUAGCUGUAGUCAAUGUAUGCUUGAGAGUUUUGAAAUUUAAAGCUGAAACCCUGCACUUUUUUAUAUUGGGGCAGUGACAUUUGGGAGGAGAAUUUGGGGGGGACAAAAUAUAAGCAAUCGACUACCAUGGAUUUAGAAAAAUCCCCAGACUUCGGUAUGCAGAGAUCUCCUAUUGUCUGGUAUUGAGAGACUACUUCCUCCCCAAUCCAACAUGUAAAGUUAGCAGUGACAUCUCCUUCCGAAAGUAUUUCAGAUUUUCCAUAUGAAUGUGAAAUGUACUUAAAAAGGGAAAUAUACCAAAACUUAAAGUAAGCAAGUUAUUCCUUCAAUCAAAUAAUGUGCACAUUUUAUUUAAGGCCAAAACUAGGAAAUUGAAAUCUGAUAUAAAAUGAGCUGUCAAAUGUUUACAGUAGCGGAACCAAAUAAUUUCAUUGGAUGGCCUUAAACUGAUAAAUUGAUUGAAAAACCUCAAGUGUAGGAGGAGUUGCUUUUUGGCAGCCAAAACCUCACCUACGCUGCAUCUGUGCUUGCUCAGUAAAGCCGAGGGGAAUUGGGAAUAAUGUUAACAAGGGGCAGGACCCAGCUGAACAUUUUACCACAGAUUUUAUAAACACCCAGUCAUACAUGUAGGCAAAUGUAUUCCUACAUUAGUUCAAAGUUUUUUUUGGUUUUUUUUUAAGAAAAAGGGACAUGAACACAAUGAACAGUGCAUUAAAACAAAAAGUACUGGUAGUUUACAGCUCCUCAAACUUUGAAUCAGAGGGAAGCAGUUGUGCACUUCUAAUGCUGCCUUUAUUUUUCUUUUAGUAUCACGUCUGUCUAGCAGAAGUUUUCCAGAUCAGUUCACUUGCUUUGAUUUUCUUUCACUUGUCCUGUUUUUUUUUUUAUUUUUUACAUGCACUGAUUAUUUGUUUAUGAACAAUUAAAUUCAGGCUGGAGCUGCCAAUAUAAACUUGGAAUCAAAUGAUUUGGUACGUGCUGUGCUGUGACAAAUUGUAAUGUGGAGUAAAAAUCUCAUUGUUACAUUUUAAAAGGGAAUUGGAAACUGAAGAAUCAGUUUUUGUUUUGUGAAUUGCAGGACCUUGAUUCUUUGUCUCAGGGAAGUACCGUGGAAAAUUGUAAUAUCUUCUGUCCUCACAACAAGUUUAAAACAUAACUGCCACGCUUUUCUAUGGGGAAUUAUGUAUAUCCCUGUAGAGUGUUUAAAUCAAGUAAUAAAGGGAUGAAACUGAUUGUCGUGCCUUUUAUUCUGCCUCCCAAUUACCCAUAUGAUGUCAUGGAUGUCAUUUUAAUGAGAGAAAUAAAAAAGGUUUUAAAAAUGA